AUGUCAUUAGAUUCACAGUAUUCUUAUGUUCAUUUCAGCCACGUGAACCAGGCAGAUUAUAUGGAAGACUGGAAAGAUUACCGCAUCCCAUACAACGAUAUCGACACAACGCGCUUGUUCGAAGAAACGGCAAACAUUUUCCCACAGUUUUUACUCGAAGAAGAAGAAGAUGGGGCUAUCCCGCUAAGCUCAUCAAUAUUCGGCGCCAAGGUGUACAAGAACCGUAAUUUGUUGAAAAAUAAAGUAUGGACUGAUCUCAAUUUGGAUGGGCUCCGAACAGCCCCGACCCUCAAAAGACUCCCAGAUGCUUCAAUUUUAAAUUCAAUUUCUAGUUCCCUGGUACCAGCAGAUGAACUUGCGCUCAACGAGUUUCUUUCCAAUGGGUACAAUGCGGACAUGUCCCUCAAUGCUGAUGCGCUGGCUUGCAACAUCUCUCAUGACGAAUUGUGGCUAAAUACAACUUCAGAGUAUCUGGGAAAUCAUACGUUCAGCCACAUUAAAACAAGGUCUAAUAGCGGCACUCAUGCAGCUCCACUUCAUCAGGCGCCGGCGCCAUUACAAACUCCGAGAGUCGGGAAGACACGUCAGCCUUCUCAAGACAAGUUUCAGACCCCUAUUACCAGAAUCAUGCGCUAG
Molecule: messenger RNA, 636 nt
Organism: Metschnikowia bicuspidata var. bicuspidata NRRL YB-4993
Lineage: Eukaryota; Fungi; Ascomycota; Pichiomycetes; Serinales; Metschnikowiaceae
Gene: CTA6
Product: Cta6p
Exons: 1
Coding region: 1-636 (211 amino acids)
Cellular component (GO): anaphase-promoting complex
Source: RefSeq, a predicted model, not a curated record